AUGGCUCAUUUAAUGAGUUUGGUUCAAGGAGAACGGGAGACGUUGAAGAAGUUUAUACACCACUUCGUCAUAACAACCCUAGAGAUCCGCAACUUGGAUCGCGAGGUGGCAUUGGUGGCCCUAACCACGACCCUCCAACCCAGAGCUUUCCUAUACUUGUUAGGGAAGAAGCCACCGGCCAACAUGGGGGAGCUGAUGGCUAAGGCACAAAAAUACAUCAACUUGGAAGAGGUAAUAGAUACAAGGAGAGAUCGGGCCGAAUUUAAAAGAAAAGGGAUUAGAGAUAUUGGCAAACCUUCUAGGGCCAGGAAAAGACAGGAGAGCAACAAACCUCAAAGUAGUUCCAAAGGAGCAGGACAUACUAGUAAGUUUCAAUCUUAUACUCCCCUGAACACACCUCGCACUAAUGUGUUAAUUCAUAUACAAGAUAAGGGGUACGUUUUGUGGCUUGAACCUAUGCGAACACCCUCGUAUAAGCGAAAUAUGUCAAAGUAUUGUCAGUUCCAUAGGAAUCACAGGCACGAUACUGAGGAGUAUAUUCACCUCAAAAACGAAAUUGAGGCCCUGAUAAAAAGGGGGCAUCUGUUAGGAUUCGUGAAAAAAUUGGAUCGCCAAAGGGAAGCUCGCAAGCAGAAAAAUCCCAAAGUAGAAAAGAAGGAAGAGCAAGUUGUUAGAGAGAUAGCAAUGAUCUUCGGCAGACCCUCCAGUGGUGGAGACAGUGGAGGCACCUAG
This is a messenger RNA of Malania oleifera, 732 nucleotides long. RefSeq lists its product as uncharacterized. Bases 1 to 732 code for a protein of 243 amino acids. The transcript has a single exon. The record is from RefSeq and is a predicted model, not a curated record. Lineage: Eukaryota; Viridiplantae; Streptophyta; Magnoliopsida; Santalales; Ximeniaceae.